UUGAACUAGCCCCAUUUUAGUACUUUUUGUAAUAUAUCUUGGAUAGUCAACUCAUUGCAUAUUUAGCCAGUCCUAUUCUUCUUCGGAUGUUGCUCUCACUUGAACCUGUGUUAUCAAUAUAUGAGUCUAGAUACAUGAUCUGGUCUACAAUUUGCAAUCAAUGUAGAACAUCCGUCAGUUGCAGAAUAUCAGGACGAUCAACUCGGUUUAGAUGAUCCAGCAUUUCUUCUUCUGAUGCAUCUAUCUAAAAAUUAAAAUUAUAUCUCAUGUUUGUAAUCUUCUUGCCGGCAAUUAAGAUCCCUCCAUUCCAUUUGUCCAAUGCCUUCUCAUUAUGUAUUUUCCAUUGAUGUUAAAGAGAUGUAGAAAGAAUAUGCAUCUCUUUUACUACUAGUUUUAAAGAUGAACAAUCAGCAUUUACCAGUUGACCAACCUCCACCAGCAUUUUCCAGUUAACGCAGUCAAAAGCCAAGGUAAUCCAAGAAACAGAUGAUCAUUGGGAUAUUAAAUUCUCGAUAUUUUUCCUACCAAUGUAGAUUGCGACAAUGAAUACGGUUGCCCCAACUGACCUUUCUGUUUCAAACUUAGUUUUGUUGUUUGAAUAUACUUGAUCUGCAUUGUAACCGUCGAAGAGUUCAUUAAAUUUAAAAUUUCAAUGUUUUUCUCCCAAAAAAAUUUACAUUUUGCAAUUCCCACGUUUAAUAAAUAGAGUAUUUGAAAGUGUAAUUAGAUAUAAGGUGUCCUUGCCUGCGUCUUUAUAACGAGUUCUUAUUAAAUACUGAUCGUUAUUUCAACUGUUCAUCCGUUCAAAGUUUCUCAUAUAUAUUUUUUUAAGAAGAUGAAUUCUAGAUGUGGAGAAGAAAUUGUCAUCACAGGUAUCGCAGGCAGAUUUCCCGAAUCCGAUGAUGUUCGACAAUUCAAAGAAAACCUCUUCAAUAAGGUGAACAUGAUUACGGAUGAUAAUCGUAGAUGGAAACAAACACUAGCAGACGUACCACACAAAAUAGGUAAAAUACCUGGCAUCGAAAAAUUUGAUGCCGGUUUUUUUGGUGUCAACCAAAUGACAGCACAUAACAUGGAUCCAAUGUGUCGUUUAUUACUCGAAUGCGUUUUUGAGGCGCUACUAGAUGCUGGUCAUAAUCCUUCCGAUUUUGAAGGUACCAAAACUGGGGUUCACAUUGGAGUUGGUUUGUCAGAAACGGAAAAUGUAACGUUCUUCAAUAACUCGUCAAAUAACGGGUCUAUAAUUGGUUGUCAACGAUCGAUGUUGGCAAAAAAUAUAAGUUACUUUUUGAAAUUGAAUGGACCUUCAUAUACACUUAAUACAGCGUGUAAUAGCUCUAUGUCUACAAUUGAAAGUGCCUAUGCCGAGAUUAGAAACGGCGUAUGUGAAAAGGCGAUAGUAUGUAGCGCACAAGUAUGUUUAGAUGAGCUGGUAUCGUUAGAGUGUGCAAGAAUAGGUGUUCUAUGUUUUGAUGGAACAUGUAAAUCAUUUGAUGACGCUGCUAACGGCUAUGUAAGAUCAGAAGCAAUUGUAGUUAUUAUUUUGGAAAAAUUGAAAGAUGCAAAAAGAGUUUACGCAGAAAUGGUACAUUGCAAAAUAAAUUGCGAUGGAUAUACAGACGAAGGUAUUACUUUUCCUUCGCAUGAAUCACAACAAACGUUAUUAAAGGAAAUUUAUGAAGAAAGUCAAAUCGAUCCAACAACAUUAUCUUAUUUUGAAGCACAUGCCACUGGGACUAAUGUUGGAGAUAGUGAAGAAUUAAAGCCUGUUAAUGAAAUAAUUUGUAAAAAUAGGAAUCGACCAUUAUACAUCGGCUCCGUCAAAUCCAACAUGGGUCAUGCUGAAGCUGUAUCUGGAUUGUGUUCGGUAAUCAAAGUUUUAAUUGGAUUUGAAACUGGGUACAUACCACCAAAUAUGCACUAUAAUACACCAAAAAGAGGUAUAGAACCAUUGGAACAGAGAAGAUUGAUUGUGGUUACAGAAAAGACGUCCUGGCCAGAUGAUAAUGGAUUAGCAGCUGUUAAUAACUUUGGAUUUGGUGGUGUGAACGGUCAUCUUAUUUUACGGUGGAAUAAAAAGGUUGUAAUAAAUAACGGAAUUCCCGAAGAUGACCUCCCUAGAUUAGUUUGCGCGUCAGGAAGAACCAAAGAAACCGUAUUUUCCAUUCUUGAUAAUUCCACAAAAAUGAAUGCGGAGUUCAUUAGUUUAGUUCAUAACGUUUUUCGAAAGGUUAUUCCAAAUCAAUUAUACAACGGCUACAGUAUAACCAGUAAACACGGUGAAUUAGAAAGAAUUAUUUGUAAAAGCACAAUUAUUGAGAAAAAAAUUAGGAUUGUAUUUAAUAAUACAAAUGAGGAGUGGUCAGACGUCUCACAAAUGGUUUUAAAAAGAAUAAUCCCAUUAAACGGUGACCAGCACCACACAUUUUUCUCGCCAAUAACAGCACAACUUGUUCUGGCAUCUUUAAUUAAAGAAUUAAAUUUUGAAUUUGAUGAUGUUAUCGGAAUUGGUUAUGGUGAAUUGGCAGCAGCUUAUUUAAAUGGUUAUGUGUCAAUAGAAGAUGUUGUGCUCGUUAAUCAUUACAUUUUAAUUGGCAACAUUGAAAAAGCAUUGAAAAUUUUCGCCAAGAAACAUAAGAAAUUCAUAAAUGCAAGAAAUGGAAAUCCGAAUCUACAGGAUUAUUUGCUUGGCACUAUUUCAAAUCCCAACGAGUUUAUUCAUUCAAAAAAUAAUUUUAUAAAUGUAGUUAUUGGUCCGGAAUUGAAACAGAAAUCACAUAAUAACAUGACGUUAGUUAACGCGAAAAGUAAGGAACCAAUACUGAAUUUAUUAAGAAAUCUUGGAAGACUUUUUAAUCUUGGCCAUCCUGUCGACUUAAACAAGAUUUAUCCAUCAAUCUCUUAUCCAGUGAGUAGAGGUACACCAAUGUUAUCUCCAUCAAUCAAAUGGCAUCAUACCAAUAACUACACGGUUCAAUGUAGAAACAUUGGUAAAUUCAUGAAUCGAGGGAAUACAAAAGAAAUCAACACUACACUAGAGAAAUACAAUUUCUUAACAGAAUAUCUAAUUAACGGAAAAAGUAUUUUUCCAGCAGCAGGAUACCUUAUGUUGGCAUGGGAAACUUAUAACGAUAUAAACAACGACUAUUCAAGCAUCCCAAAUUUGGUUUUUGAAGAUAUUAAAUAUUUACAAAUGUCGAGCAUACCAACAAAUGGUAUUUUGAAAUUAACGGUGAUGUUUGAUUCGGAGAGUAAAGAAUUUCAAAUUUUUGAGGGAGGAACUCUGUUAGUCAGUGGAAAAUGUUAUCCUUUAACACAAGAAAAUUCUAUAACUUCUCGUCCUAUUUAUAAAGAAGAAACAGUAAUGACAUUUCAAACGGAAAUUGACGAAAACGAGGUUUACAAAGAACUAAAAUUAAAAGGAUAUUCUUGUGGAAAACAAUUUAGAGGAAUCAAGAAAUAUAAUUAUUUAACAAACACUGCCAUGAUUUCAUGGACCGGAAAUUGGUUAACGUUUUUAGAUAAUAUCUUACAAGUACAAAUAAUAACGAAUAAUACAAGAAACGUAUUUAUUCCAACAUCAAUUAAUAGAAUUGUUAUAAACGGAAAUUGUCAUUUAGAGGAAGCUAUUGAGCUUAAAGGAAUAGUACCCGUCAGUUAUCACAAAAAAUCAGACAUAAUUACGUCGGGUGCAAUUGAAAUUAUUGGUCUAAAAGGUGCGGUCAUACCUAAAAAAGAGAAUAUGGAACCAGUCAUAGAGAUAAAUAAAUUUGUACCUUUCCAUGGUAAAUUAAAACAUGAUGAAGCAGUAAAAUGUAUUGUUGAAAUAAUAUUAGAGAAUACCACUUCACAGUUACAAACUGUUAAAUCGAUUGAGGUAGUGACAGAAAACGAAAUUUUAACUCCUGUUGUAAAAGCAGUUUUGGAUAAAACACCUUUGCUAAAAGACGAUUUAAAAGUUCUUACAAUGCAUGAUAUCAAUUCAAAAGAAGACUUAGAUUGUCUUAUUUUUAUUGGAAAUAAUAUUACGAAAGACACCCAGUUACUAAAUAAAGCUCUACAAGCCACCAGAAAUACGCCUGGUUUUAUUAUUUCAAAAGAAAACGAAAUGUCACCCUCAAAUCCAAGAAUACAAAUAAUAUCCUCUUAUCAAACCGAAUUUAAUUACUUACUGCUCAUUAAAGAAUCUUCCAAAUAUAUAGAACCAGUUUUACUUAAUAUAAGUUCCAUUGAUGAUUUUUCAUGGAUUCAAAUUCUUCAAUCUUAUCAAGAAGUCACUUCAAAACGAAUAGUUUUGUAUUCCGAAAAAAAUCCACACACUGGUUUAUUAGGUUUGGUAAAAACUUUACUGAAAGAACCAUCAGUUAAAAAUAUUUCCGCUGUAAUUAUUAUGGAUGAUGUUCCAAUAUUUAAUGUUAAAGAUUAUUUUUACAAGUCACAGUUAGAAUUAAAUUUAACUAUUAAUGUUUUAAAAAAUGGAAAAUGGGGGAGUUAUAGACAUUUAUUUUUACCUGAAAUUGAUUGAAAGGUUAGGAAAAUGGUUCAAAUUUACAAUUUAGGUUGGAUAAGGGUUUUAUAUUUAAUUAGAUUAUGGUAAAUAGUUGUGGGAUAUGUUACUUAUUCUUAGGAUAUGGUUUGUAUACCUAUCAAAUAAAUGAUUCUUAAUUAUGAUUUCAUUUUCUAAACCAAUAUACAGUUAGUCACAAAAG
This is a messenger RNA of Onthophagus taurus, 4709 nucleotides long. The record is from RefSeq and is a predicted model, not a curated record. NCBI's taxonomy places the organism in Eukaryota, Metazoa, Arthropoda, Insecta, Coleoptera, Scarabaeidae.